UCGAACCUGGGCGGCAGCGCGCUGUAGUGCAGCAUUAAGAGAGCAAUUGAACAGCGGUUUGCAUCGUUUAAAAACGCUGAAUAUCUUCUAUAUAAUAGUCAUAAACAAAGACCUAGUUUGUGAAUUGUAUUCUCUACAGCUGUGGACUCGAAACCGAAAAGAAACCAUCUCGCUGUGUCGACCUCAACAACAAGCCAGGACUGGUGUUGUGUUUUAUUACAAACGCUGUGAAGAUGACCGAGUACAAACUGGUGGUGGUUGGUGCUGGUGGUGUGGGCAAGAGUGCGCUCACAAUUCAACUGAUCCAGAACCACUUCGUCGAUGAGUAUGACCCUACUAUUGAAGACUCCUACAGAAAACAGGUGGUGAUUGAUGGAGAGACAUGUCUGCUGGACAUUCUGGACACAGCUGGUCAGGAGGAGUACAGUGCCAUGAGGGACCAAUACAUGAGGACAGGAGAGGGCUUCCUCUGUGUCUUUGCCAUCAACAACACCAAGUCCUUUGAGGACAUCCACCAGUACAGGGAACAGAUCAAAAGGGUAAAAGAUUCAGAUGAUGUCCCCAUGGUGCUUGUGGGUAAUAAAUGUGACCUACCAGCCCGUACAGUGGACACAAGACAAGCCCAGGAACUGGCUCGCAGUUAUGGCAUCCCUUAUAUUGAAACAUCUGCCAAGACAAGACAGGGUGUGGAGGAUGCAUUCUACACACUGGUUCGUGAAAUCAGGCAGCACAAGCUCAGAAAGCUAAAUCCUCCAGAUGACAAUGGCCAGGACUGCAUGAACUGCCGCUGUGUUGUGUCAUGACCAGGCCGUGUGUAACAAAUGGAAGAGACUUUUGGAGCAGCUGCACUGCAGCAACACUGUGAUGUCUCCACAGAUGUUAGAGAUUGGGACAGACUGUAUAAAAGAAAACCCUUAACAUUGGCACAAGUGGAUUGAUUCUCCACAUUUGUUUGCUGAGGGACAUCUCUGACACUGGCCUCCACUGGAGAAAAUUUACCUCAAAGACUUGUCUCAACACUGGGUUUGCUUGGGUCGUGUUAAGGACUGCCACACUAAAAUAUGUUAUCCCUACUAAAACGCUAUCUACUCUGAACUGGAAACAAUAACCUUGCCUAUCACCUCAUCAGCUUUGGACUUUUUAACAACAUACAGGAAGAAUGUAGAAUUAUCACCGUACUUGGAUUUGUGAACAUUAUGUUUAGAUUAGCAAACUUAAUGUGAGGAAGAACUAUACAGCUUGUAUGCCAUGUCUUGAGAAAGGCCUAACUUGAUAUAAUGUACAUAUUUACUGACCUCUCUUGAAGCAAAAUACUUCACUGUUCCAGUGCAAUAGUUCAUAUUGUUGAUCAAGGUACAGUGAUAAGGGAACACACUGCUUGGACAUCAUUGAUUUGCACAUGACAUAAGACUGUGUUUUAAGUGUGAGGAUACAUUUCAUACAUGAUCCUUUUUUUCCAAUUUAUCUGUCGAUCUCUAUUUAAUUAACAAAGAAACUUUAGGAUUCUAACCCCAAACAUUCAACAAGAUUUUGUCUGCUUUGUGUUUAUUUGUGCUGUUUUGGAGAAAUCCUACACGGUGCCUGUAGGUUAGUUUAUUUCACAGAGGACAGACUCCAACUGAAUUACACACACUGCAACCUUAAUAGCCUAAAGCACUAUAUUUCUGCCCAUCACUGUGCUUUAUUGCUGCUCAGGGCACAGGGUUGAGACAGUGUGGUUUGGUUUGGAGUCCCUUGACUUAUUGUGAAUUGUUUUAUUUCUGUUCUUUCAAAUGAUCUGAGUGUUUAGAAAGGACAGUGAAGUGCUGAUGUUACCAAUUCAAGUGCUGAAACAUUAAAAUCAGUGGUCUUA
Tachysurus vachellii is the source of this 1852-nucleotide messenger RNA. RefSeq names its product HRas proto-oncogene, GTPase b (gene hrasb). The transcript is spliced from 6 exons. Gene Ontology annotation, cellular component: plasma membrane. Gene Ontology annotation, biological process: Ras protein signal transduction. Gene Ontology annotation, molecular function: GTP binding; GTPase activity; GDP binding. The record is from RefSeq and is a predicted model, not a curated record. Lineage: Eukaryota; Metazoa; Chordata; Actinopteri; Siluriformes; Bagridae. Bases 234 to 803 code for a protein of 189 amino acids.